UCUGAUGGGACAGAUCUCUUGUUUCUCAUAGGUGCAACCAGAAUAGUUUGUUAUGUUAACUGGCUUUUCCUUCCUAAGGUUGUUUUUGCAUGGAAAUUUAGAAGCUGCUAUUUGGAGUAGCAGGGCUUAAACCAUAUUAUACAAACCCUUUCUUUUAUAAUAUCUCUCUCUGUCUGCAACAUUUUUACUCAUUUUAGUGCUGCGUUUAGUGUUGACUCAUUUGAGUGUUGUUACUCGUUUUAGUGCCUGGUCUCUCAGGUUGCGCUCAUUUCUGGCUUGUGCUUUGAGGCAGAUAAAUCGAGCGUCAAACGCAUUCCAAGGAUUUCGCUUAGAAAGUGAAACCUGGCAUCUAAGGAAUGAUUAAGGAGUUGUUUAAAGCUUUAAUUAAUUGAACUGCCCGGGCCGGGGCCGCUCCUGGUGCUGUCAGCGUGCCCGGCCCGGGCUCCCGAGGCGCUGCCAGUCCUGAGGGGAGCGGCUGACCCUUGUGUCUCGUCCCUUGUCCCUUCUCUCUGGUCCCUUGUCCCUUCUUUCUCGUCCCUUGUCGUUUGUUUCUUUCCCCUUUUCGCUCGUUUCUCGGCCCUUGUCCCUUUUCCUUUGUCCCCACCGUCGCGGCCUUUCCAAGCCCGGGCCCGCCCCGGGCCCGCGUGAAGGGGAAGCGGCGGGGCCGGGGGUCCGUCCUGGACGCCUCGAUGCCCUCAGGCUCUGGGAGCCCCGGGAAGGGCUAAACCUCCUCGGAUAUCGAAUUUAGGCUGGCCCGGGACUCCUCGCCAUCCCCCCGCCGUCUCCAGCUCCUCUGAGGGGUUGUGCCAGGAGCGCCCUUGCAGAGGAACCAGCUGCAGGUUUUACACGUUUUUAUUUGAACACGCUGCCAGCAUGAGCGCUCAGCAAACACCGCGUGCUUUCCUUGAGGCAGCCACGGCAAGCAACUCGAAAAAGGCAGAUAAGAAUAGAAAUAAAAGCAAAAAGAUGGAGAAUGAAGCGUCAGAAAAUCCUCAGUUGUCUGACAAAACAGAUUUGGCUCCUUCUGAGGACUCGCAGUCCCUUUCCAAGACUGAAUCACUGGAAAAGGUUUUAAAUGAGGUGAACAAAGAAAUGAAUAACUUGUUAACAAAAUAUGCUGAUGUUAUAAGUGCAAGAACAACAUUGGAUUCUUCUUAUGUCCAGGAACUUGAUGAGAUCUUAAAAGAAGCCAGGGCCACAGAAAACCACUUAAAGCAGAAAAGAGAGAAACUGAAACAGAGAUUCGCUGUCAUUGCCAAUACUUUGUAAAGCUAAAUGGAGUUACAGAAGUGCAGAGCCAAAGUCGUGUUUGUGCAUGAAAACAAACUGUGAUGAGUGUUGUGAUGUCUGUUUCUUCUAUAAAUAUUUCUGUCAGUUCAGGAAACUGCCAACAAGUUUAGCAGCUACUUAGUGUUUAAAUACAUAGUGUCGUGGUGGUUAAUAAAAACAAUUCUGAAUAUCUGUUUUAAAUCCUGUAACUCAAGGGACUAUGACAUUAAGCUGUGUUAACCCAUUAAACAUAGCAAAAAAACAUUUCUGUGAAACACAGAUAUUUAUGAUGUAAGUGGAAAAUGACCUCAGAGUAUUUCAUGUUAACCACUUCCUGGUUAUGUUUUGGUUUUUAUUUUUCCUUUCUACUUUAAAAAAAUGUUUUUGUGAUAACAUCUUAGUAGAAUAUACUUGCAAUGUUAUUUUCGUUUGGCCUCAGAAUGAAAAUAGGUUGAAAAGAUCAGUUUAGAAAUAAGAGAAUUCUAUAAAGAACUUUGAGACAGUAUAAAGUCUUCAUUUCAAAUGCAUUGUAAUACUGGCACGUGUUACUUUUCAAGGCCAUGUUGAUAUAAAACGUAAUCAAAGCUUUGCUGUUGAUGCCAAUAAAUAAAUAGAAAAUGUCAACAUGAUCUGGAUGUACGGUGUUAUUUUGUUACUGGUCUACAUAGCUGUUUGCUGAUCCUCAGUUUUUCUGAGAACACUGAGCCCUUUUCCUUUCUUGUCAUCCGACUCUGUUAAAAAUAAAAAAAGAUGAAGCCUGGAAUGUACAAAGGAUCACUUGUACAAAGCGUGGGGCUCGUAAUAAAGUGCUGGAACAAGAUAUAUUUCCAUCUUUA
Cyanistes caeruleus (blue tit) is the source of this 2105-nucleotide messenger RNA. RefSeq names its product testis expressed 12 (gene TEX12). Lineage: Eukaryota; Metazoa; Chordata; Aves; Passeriformes; Paridae. The record is from RefSeq and is a predicted model, not a curated record.